Messenger RNA from Glarea lozoyensis ATCC 20868, 462 nucleotides. RefSeq lists its product as uncharacterized. NCBI's taxonomy places the organism in Eukaryota, Fungi, Ascomycota, Leotiomycetes, Helotiales, Helotiaceae. Gene Ontology annotation, molecular function: racemase and epimerase activity, acting on carbohydrates and derivatives. Bases 1 to 462 code for a protein of 153 amino acids. The transcript has 2 exons. The record is from RefSeq and is a predicted model, not a curated record.
AUGUGGGCAACCUCAUCCGCGGAGCCAAAAUCACCUCUCUGGUCCCCUCCCACUCCAAUCGAAACCACAACCCACCGCCCAUCCGGCCCCUCUAUAAGACUCAAGAACCAAGGCCGACGAAUCGCCCAGAUUGUGAAGCUGAAACCGGAGUAUGUGGAGGAAUACAAGAAGUGUCAUGCGAAGGUGUGGCCGGAGGUGUUGAAGCAGAUUAAGGAGAGUAAUAUUGAGGAUUACUCAAUCUUCCACGAUCCAGGAACUGGAAUCCUCUUCGCCUCCUUCAAGUACGUGGGCUAUAACUGGGCAGGCGACAUGGAGAAGAUGCGCGAGAACCCGAAGGUGCAGGAGUGGUGGCGGAUGACGGAUAGUUUUCAGGAGAGUUUUGUGGAGGGGGCGAAGUCAAGUGUAGAUGGAGAACCGGCUUGGUGGAAGGGUGUCGAGGAGGUCUUUUAUUUUAAUCCUUAA